Molecule: messenger RNA, 936 nt
Organism: Culex quinquefasciatus (southern house mosquito)
Lineage: Eukaryota; Metazoa; Arthropoda; Insecta; Diptera; Culicidae
Product: homeobox protein Hox-A4
Exons: 1
Coding region: 1-936 (311 amino acids)
Biological process (GO): regulation of transcription by RNA polymerase II
Cellular component (GO): nucleus
Molecular function (GO): DNA-binding transcription factor activity, RNA polymerase II-specific; RNA polymerase II cis-regulatory region sequence-specific DNA binding
Source: RefSeq, a predicted model, not a curated record
AUGUCUCGAUCGUUCCUUGUGGAUUCGUUGAUCGCCAGUGAUAGCAAGCCCGCGCCAGUGAAGAGUAGCUCAAAUAUGAACUAUUACAGUCAGUUUACCCAGCUGCCGGUGACUCCGCCGGCCACGUUGCCCUAUUCGGCCUGUUACGUCGGCAGUUAUCUGUUCUCACUUGGAUUACAACAGCAGCAGCAGCAACAGUCGCAACAUCUGCUGCCUCAUCAUCACCUCCCAACGAUCGGACAUCUGCCCCAGCCGCAGAACCUCACGCUGGAUUUGUCCCCGAAGCUGUACCAACCAACGGACGUCCAACCCCCGAAGGGUCACCUCUCGCCCAAAGAGGAGUACUACCGAAAGUUGUACCGCUGCGAAAAGACCCCGGAACGCUUCUCGCCGUACUCGUCACCCCCGGCAUCAACCUCCAACCGCUUCUUCCCCUCGGCGUCCACUUCAUCCCAGUCCAAAUCGUCAACCCCAUCGCCAACCCCCCUGGACGUCUCGGCCGGACCGCCGACUACCCCAACCUACGCCAUCGACGAUGAGCUGUCCAGCAAGCGCAUCCGGACGGCCUUCACCAGCACCCAACUCCUGGAGCUUGAGCGCGAGUUCGCCUCCAACAUGUACCUCACCCGUCUUCGCCGUAUCGAGAUCGCCACCCGGCUGCGGCUGUCCGAGAAGCAGGUCAAGAUCUGGUUCCAGAACAGGCGCGUCAAGCGCAAGAAGGGCGAUGCCCCACUUUGUACCGAGAGUCCGUGCCGCGGUCAGUCGUCGUCGUCGCAAAGUCAGUGCUGCUGUAAGAGUUCCGGAUGUGGUGGUGGUGGAAGCGCGGGAAGUGGUUCCGAUGGGGAGGACACGAUCAGCGUGGGCGAGCGGGAACAGAAGCCGCAGGUUCAGCUGUUGCAGCAACAGGCGUGGGAUUUUAGCAAGGGGUUUCAUUGA